AUGCUGGGCCAUGUUCGUGUGAUGCCGUCCGCAACCAUUGUUUUGUGCUGCUCCCUUCCUAUGCCGCCCGUACGGGCAUGGCUGCUGUUUCACAACAGUGAUCACCUUCAUCUGAACGCCUCUUGCUUCCAAAGCCACCAAAUGUCGUCGUCCGGCGUGUUCUGCCUGCUGGGCCAUAUCGUCCUCGAAUGUUCCUACAGUAUCACGCACGUUUUCCACCAAUUUCGUCUUUGCUUCCCCUUUGUCAUGACCAUGCCUGAUAUUGCGUAUCUUUCAAUCCUAGGUCUGCCAGAUGACCUUCAUCUCCAGCAGGCUUGUCCCGAUAACAUCCUGUGUCCUUCGUCCAUGUUGACACUCACCCACGCCACUCAUGAAGGGCUGAAGAUCACCGGCACACAUGAAGAUGUCCUCGAUAUGCGGGAUAUGGUCAAAGACCGUCCUUGGUAUCAAAUGAGAGAAAAGUCCGGAGCUGAUCUCCAGGCGCACCUGUGGGAAUGA
This is a messenger RNA of Sodiomyces alkalinus F11, 498 nucleotides long. RefSeq lists its product as hypothetical. The record is from RefSeq and is a predicted model, not a curated record. NCBI's taxonomy places the organism in Eukaryota, Fungi, Ascomycota, Sordariomycetes, Glomerellales, Plectosphaerellaceae. The transcript is spliced from 7 exons. Bases 1 to 498 code for a protein of 165 amino acids.